Messenger RNA from Raphanus sativus (radish), 1715 nucleotides. RefSeq names its product selenium-binding protein 1-like. Lineage: Eukaryota; Viridiplantae; Streptophyta; Magnoliopsida; Brassicales; Brassicaceae. Gene Ontology annotation, molecular function: selenium binding. Bases 59 to 1522 code for a protein of 487 amino acids. The record is from RefSeq and is a predicted model, not a curated record. The transcript has 6 exons.
UAGUUAAAUAUCUGAUCCCCCAGUGACACAGAAAGAAAGAGAGUCAGAGAGAUCGAAAAUGGUGACUAAUACUGAAGUGAUAUCUCCCGCGAGCAACGGCGUUGACGGAGGAUGCUGCAAGUCAGGUCCUGGUUACGCGACGCCACUCGCCGCCAUGUCUGGUCCAUCGGAAAAGCUCAUCUACGUCACCGCCGUCUACAGUGGAACGGGACGAGAGAAGCCUGAUUACUUGGCCACGGUGGAUGUUGAUCCAAACUCACCAACAUAUUCAACCGUCAUCCACAGGUUACCAAUGCCUUUUCUGGGUGAUGAGCUUCAUCACUCUGGCUGGAACUCUUGCAGCUCUUGCCAUGGUGAUGCUUCUGCUGACCGACGUUUUCUCGUCUUACCAUCCCUUAUAUCUGGUCGCAUCUAUGCGAUUGAUACAAAGGCAGACCCGAGGGCACCUUCUCUGUACAAGUACGUGGAUCCUAAAGAGAUUGCUGAUAAGACUGGACUGGCUUAUCCACACACAGCUCAUUGUCUUGCCUCUGGCGAAAUCUUGGUGUCCUGUCUUGGAGACGAAGAGGGAAACGCCAAGGGGAAUGGGUUUCUUCUUCUCGACUCUGAUUUCAACAUCAAGAGCAGGUGGGAGAAAGAAGGACAUAGUCCCUUGUUUGGUUAUGACUUCUGGUAUCAACCGCGGCACAAGACGAUGAUAAGCACUUCUUGGGGAGCACCUAAAGCCUUCACCAAAGGUUUCGAUCUCCAACACGUUGCUGAUGGCUUAUACGGAAGUCAUCUCCAUGUUUACAGUUGGCCUGGAGGUGAAAUGAAACAGUUAAUCGACCUUGGACCAACUGGCAUGUUACCUUUAGAGAUAAGAUUCUUGCAUGAUCCGUCUAAAGAUACAGGGUACGUUGGGGGUGCUCUGUCGAGUAAUAUGAUAAGAUUUUUCAAGAACAGUGAUGAAACAUGGGGCCAUGAGGUGGUUAUCCAAGUUAAACCACUGAAAGUAGAGAACUGGAUUCUACCAGAAAUGCCAGGGCUUAUCACCGACUUCUUGAUCUCCCUCGAUGACCGGUUCCUCUACUUUGUGAACUGGCUUCAUGGAGACAUUCGUCAGUACAACAUUGAAGACCCUAAAAACCCUGUCUUAACCGGACAGAUAUGGGUGGGAGGUUUACUACAAAAGGGCAGUCCUGUCAAGGCUGUUGGAGAAGACGGUAACACUUUCCAAUAUGAUGUUCCUCAGAUCAAGGGGAAAUCUCUAAGAGGAGGACCUCAAAUGAUCCAGCUAAGCCUCGAUGGGAAACGAUUGUAUGCAACAAACUCGCUCUAUAGUGCAUGGGAUCGUCAGUUUUACCCGGAACUCAUGGAGAAAGGAUCACACAUAAUACAGCUUGAUGUUGAUACAGAGAAAGGUGGUCUCUCCAUAAACCCUGAUCUCUUUGUGGACUUUGGUGAUGAACCAGAGGGUCCUGCGCUUGCCCAUGAGAUGAGGUAUCCAGGUGGAGACUGCACUUCCGAUAUUUGGAUUUGAGUCUGGCCUGUUUAUAUGGUGAAUUGUUAAGCUACGCUUAAACUGAGUUUUUAUUAGUUUGUUGAAUAAAAAGCGUAAGUAAUAAGAGGUCCCUAUAUUUCGUGUGUUGAUGGUGUGUAGACAAUUUAUACUUUGUUCGUAAACUUGGACUCCUAAUAAUGCUUUGUAAUAAAACUUUCUACAUUUCGAGUAA